Molecule: messenger RNA, 3631 nt
Organism: Alosa sapidissima (American shad)
Lineage: Eukaryota; Metazoa; Chordata; Actinopteri; Clupeiformes; Clupeidae
Gene: gfra2b
Product: GDNF family receptor alpha 2b
Exons: 9
Coding region: 714-2192 (492 amino acids)
Biological process (GO): nervous system development
Cellular component (GO): external side of plasma membrane; signaling receptor complex
Molecular function (GO): signaling receptor activity
Source: RefSeq, a predicted model, not a curated record
CUGACGUGUGGCGUGGCGGCUGCACAAGGCUCAUAGGCGCAACUUCAACUCACGGGAGAGACGCGGUGAAAUGGAAUAGCGGAGGCUAGAACGCGGUUUCAGACCCCUCCGCCAACUGGACUGAGACAGCUGACUGUUCGGACAACGAUAAAAGACAGGCACGUGAAUAAACAGAAGUAAAUUACUUCGAUUAAAUUCGAUAUUAACUGGAGAGGGCAAUCGCCUAACUUCAGAGAGGAGGAUCAUUGCUCAUCAGCCCUAAACCAGCGCGGCAUCCACUUCUCUCUCAAUGCCUGUAAAUAUGUGGUUAGAACGAAAACAACGCAAGGAUAGCUUGACGGAUGCUGCUUAGUUUAUUGAACAUUUCAAAAGUAUGAGCGGUCAACGAGCAUAAUCUUUUUUUUAAUUCCUACUUUUAGUGUUAAAUGAUCGUGUUUUAUUCCGUGUUGCGUAGGAAAAUAUUUGAAUGAGUGCAGAAUUCAAUCAUUUUGUUUGAAAGUGGAAUUCCGGGCAAAGACGGGAGUAUGAGGAUGGAUUUCUAACUAUUGUUAAGCAUACUAACGGAGUCAUCGGCGUUGGACAUGAACCUGUGGUGUGAAAAUUGUGUCGACACUAGAACCACGUUGGACUUUUAACCGGGCAGUGCAGGAAAUUACUCUACUGAUUCAGCAGUGAACGACAUCAGGGAUUCCUUUCCCUAGCUCGGAGUACGCAUGGGAAUUAUCAUGUUUUUACUUCAUACUUUCACUGUCCUCUUUGUACUGGAUGAACUUGUACAUUCCGUGGCAAGCUCCUCUGCCUUGUCGGGGCUGGGGACACACGACUGGCGGACCCCGGUGGACUGUGUGCGGGCCAGCGAGAUGUGCAACCAGAACUCUCAGUGCAGCUCGCGCUACCGCAUCAUGCGCCAGUGCCUGGUGGGCAAGGACCGGACCACCAUGUUGGCCAACCGCGAGUGCCAGGCUGCUCUGGAGGUGCUGCAGGACAAUCCCCUGUACGACUGCCGCUGCAAGCGUGGCAUGAAGAAAGAGCUGCAGUGCCUACAGAACUAUUGGAGCAUCCACAUGGGCCUGACAGAAGAUGAGGAGUUUUACGAGACAUCCCCUUAUGAGCCAUUGCACCCCUCAGAUGAAUUCAGGCUGGCCUCCAUCAUUUCAGACUCAGCAUCCACCAAGGGUAACCUUUGUUUGGACACGGGCACCCCCUGCAACCCCUGCCUGGAUGCGGCCAAGGCCUGCAACCUGAAUGACACCUGCAAGCGUCAGCGCUCCAUGUACAUCCAGUCCUGCCACAACAAAGGCUCGCCACUCCAGCAGCCACAGGAGCCCUGCAACCGCAAGCGCUGCCACAAGGCCCUGCGCCAGUUCUUUGAGCGCGUGCAGUCCGAGUUCAGCUACCCGCUGCUCUUCUGCGCCUGCAGUGACACGGCGUGCGCCGAGCGCCGCCGGCAAACCAUCGUCCCAUCCUGUUCGUUUGAUGAGAAGACCCGGUCUAACUGUUUGGAGCUACGCCGGACCUGCCGCUCAGACCCGCUCUGCAGGUCUCGACUGGCUGACUUCCACAUGAACUGCCAGACGAUUCGCCACACAAAGACAACCUGUCCAAAUGAUAACUACUAUGGUUGUCUCAUCUCCUAUGUAGGACUUAUUGGUCUGGACAUCACACCGAACUACGUGGACGCUAGUCACAGCAACUUCACCAUCUCGCUGUGGUGCACCUGUCGGGGCAGUGGGAACCAGGAGGAGGAGUGCGAGGCCUUCCUGCGGGACUUCAGAGAAAACACCUGCCUCAGAAAUGCCAUCCACGCUUUUGGUUAUGGCUCAGAAGCAGGCCACAUCCCCAUGCUGGAGUCCCAGCCCUCUUUGCCGUCUUUGCCACCUGUGCGCACGAACCUUCAGCCAGCCAUCACCACCAAACCGUUCAUCCACUCCAAUGAUGUCAAACCCAUGGACAAUGCCUGUGUCUACUCCACCUGUGCAAACCUGAAGGACAGUGGUAAAAAGUGCACCCCCUCAAAUGCUUAUGAAUGUGCAAAUGAGAACUUGCUGGACCCCAGCAUGCAGGGCUCAGUGGACUCCUUGGGCUCCCAUCAGGCAGCUGACGAGAGCGCCAGGCAGUCGUCUGCCGACCCCCGCCACCUGGUCACUCCCGUGGCCCUCCUGACAGGUGUCAUCCUCUGUCAGGCCCUGUAAACCUCCAGAGACACCUCUCCCCCCUCCUCCUCCCCUCCUCCUCUCUCCUCACACACGCACUGCUGAGAACUUUGACGCCGACCUCACUUCCCUGCACUCUCCCGCCGCAUCAGCCUCAACAACCUCAACGACCACUCCUCAACAACGUCGACGCUUGGAGUGAACAAUUUGCACAAACGAGCAAAUAAACGGGGCAUAUCAAAAAGGACUGCCAUGCAGGGUGCCAUGGACUUCAGUCUUACGCCUGGGAGUGUUCAGCUAAGAGCUCUUUUUUUUUUUCUUUCCCUGCAGACUCCCCCCAACCAAGGGAGGGGGUGGAGCAUCUUGUGAGAAACAACAAUCUCCGCCAGACUCCCCGCUGUUCCAGAGAUCACUUCAAGGUAACCGAUGGAGAGAGAACAGCAGUUGACUUUUUUUCAUGUUCGACUCAACCGGGAAGCAAGAACCCAUUAAAAAAAAAAAAAAGCGUGAGUAAAAGACACAGAGUGCCCAGUGUCAGGCUGAGAGACACUGCUGUUGUGUUAAUUGUAACCUUGUAGAAAGACUCCUCAGUAAAAUGCCCUCUGCAUCUCACAUCAGCAUUCACAGCACUCCUCUCUCGCUCGCUCGCUCGCCAAAAUUCCCUCCCUUCUUUGAGAAACAAUCUAAAUCUAUCUACUGCCUUCGCCAUCAAAAGAAUGGGUCUCAUGGUAGUUGUACAGUCUCUAUACAUGGACAUGAUGUAGGUACAGUAUGUGAACUCUUUUUAAAACAUCACAUUCUAUUGUUAUGUCACAGAUGGAAAAAAAGAUGAAAAAAAAUCAACUAUUCAAUUAAAACAUGUAUCACACCUUAAUUGUUUCAUGGGUGCAUGGAUGCCACCUAGUCCCACCCUCGAUGUGUAUCAUGUCUUUAACUAUAGAUUAUGAUUCUCCUUUGCUAUAUUUUUAAAGUUUUUUUGAAUCCAUUUGUUUUAUGGAACAUCUGAAGUAUAAAGAAUUUAUCUGUGUGUGAGAGAGGUAACAAAGACAUGUGCCGAGAACAGAUGGAGGUGUGCCGUGUCAAAAUGUGUCGUGUCGGAGGAGGACUGUCUUUGCCAGUGGAGCGCUCUACUUUAAGCUGUUAUUAUGUGUAAAUUACAGAAAAAGAACUGGAAAUAUAUUCAGACAAAAAGCUUCAUGGAGAGAACAGAGCUACAUUUGCAGAGAGAGUACAUUGUUCUAUUAGUGUAUUUUCUAGUGUGCAAUCUAUUGUGUGGCCUUACUUUUCUGUCUUUGCUUUGUUCCUCUCUCUCUUAAGCAACGGGGUGUGGAUUAUGUGACUUUGGUGUAAGCAAGGGAGCGAUGAGGACAGUGCGGCAAACACAACGCUGUUGUGUUUCUGUUUUGUACUGCUUGACAGACAGCUGAGAGCAUUAUGUGAAAUAUCUGUUCUGACCUAAAUUAAAUGAAUAAAUCAGU